GGGACGAAGAAGCAAGCUACAUCUUUCAUCACGUCGAUCGUAGCGAGUAGCUGAUGUCACAAUUGACCAGCAACCUCUGCUUAUUACGUUGUGUCUGUUUAGCCCAGCCAAGCAGAUGAGACAAAUGAGACGCAGAAUGGCCGGGCCUUUGCGAUGUUCGUGUUAUGAUGCUAUGUGAUCUACCAACUAGGCAAUCGGCCUCAGUGCCGAUGUCCGCUAUGACAUAGCACACUGUUCGUGACAAAGGCGUGCGUCGAGGUAUAUAACACAUAGAGGAGCCUGUGCCAUAGUCGUCGAGGAUGACACGUCUGCAAGACUAUAAUUAUUAUCAGCUAUAUUGAGUUUCCAUGAGUAUUAGCAAUCAUGGCGUCGUCGAUUAACAUUGAUGCGCCUGGGGCCUAUCCCGCCACACCCGGAAAUGAAGAGCCGAUGCAGCAAACACUCUCCAGCAGCCGCAACUACACGCAGGAAAUACCACGCAACAUGGGUGACGAUGUGCAUUCCAGCGGUCACUAUUUGAAGAACUCGGGCAUCUAUGCCGAUGGUCCGACCUUGAACGGCGAGACAACCAAGCGAGAUGCUAUGACUGCACAGCCCAGCGGCCGCAACUACACCGAAACAUCACGCAUCGCAGGCCAUGGCCCACAAUCCAGUGGCCGCCACUUCAAGAACUCUGGCAUGUCUGCCGAAGAUUCAACUCUAAGUGGUGAGAGCACCAAGCCAGGUGUUAUGACUGGUGCACACAGCCGUGUAGAACCCAAAGACAGCUCGUUCGCAACAAACAGCAACUACACGUUCGGUAACAACAUUAACAACAACAUUAUCAACGACCGUAAUAAUAGCAAAACUAGCGAGCCGUCGGCACGCGGUACUGGGUUGCACCAAUUCGAGGCUGCUGGAGCACUUGACAUCCCAACCAAUAUUAUCCCGCCAGCAAACACACCCCUUGGCGAUGUCAACAAUACGAACUCUGGCAUCAACACCACGACCAAUGCACCUGAAGACCACAACAAAGUCCAAGCUAGUCUACGCGGAAAAUCUAGCACUAACAAUACCGAGCCAUAUUGGGGUAGUAUCCCCUUCGGCGCUGGUGUCUACAACGGCGUCGCCGGUCACGGCAGUGAUGAAACAGCGACGCACCAGCACCACAAUGGAGCUACCGGAUAUGGUAUUGCACCAACCACUCAACAGAGAGCUUUGGAUGAUACAAGCAACCCAGCGACCACUCACGAGCGAUCUCUGGAGGACUCAAGCAGUAACAGACCAAUGAGCACCGGUGUCUACAACGGCGUAGUCGGGCAUGGGAGCAACGAGUCCACAAGUCCGCGUACAUCUCGGUUCGGCGAAGAUAUUUCUACGGAUGACUCUUCUCGCAACCAAAGGGCGUUGCCCCUCACUAGUAACGUAGACUCAAAGACCGACGCAAAAUAUAAAGACACAGAAGAGAACAAGAAAGAUUCUCACUACAAAGAAGCCCUCGCCGGUGCAGGUGCGGCUUGGGCUGGUGGCUAUGCAGCCAACGAGUACUCCAAGAGAGAUCGCACAAGCGAGCCCAAGACUACGGAUCAGAAGUACAAGGAGGAGAUCCCCAAGCAGAAGGAUCAGACCAAAACAUACGCUGCUGUUGAGCCUCGACACCACAAACACAAACAAUCUACUCCACUGACCACUCAACCCGACAAGGAUCAGACGCUGCAGAGACAGCAGCUCCUCGCAACAGAAAACCAGGAUAAGAAGGCAGAUGAUUCAAAACUUGGAUACUACGGCGCCGCUGCCGCUGGUGUUGGAGCCGGUGCAUACGGCAUGCAUAAGUAUGCCAACCGUGACAGCGCUGGAGACCAACCACUUGAGCAGGACCGGGGAUUAGAGACACAGAAGCCUCUUGAUACAUUUAACAACAGCAAGGCAACUAAUUCAAGCCGCGAAUAUUACGGCGCAGCUGCUCCGGUAGCACAGCAAUCUGAUAGGAGUCACAUGCGAGAGCCGCAGCAAUCUCUUAGCUCAUACAACAAUGUCAACACAGCUGGAGGUCCUGCCCGCGAUACGUACGGUACGGCCCCAUUAAACCGUCACUCCGAGACCAACCCAAUGCGAGAGACAUCGCAGCCUCUCGGCACAAGGGACAGCAACACCAACAAAGAUGAUUCGAACCUCGGAUACUACGGCGCCGCCGUCGCCGCCGCUGGAGCCGGGACCUACGGCAUGCACAAAUACGCCAACCGCGACCGCGAACAGGAGCGCGCGGCUGCGCCAGAGGACAAGGAGGCGUUCGGUUUACCAGCUACGUCCCACGCUGUACGCGACAGCUCAAGGAAUGAACCAUACGCGAUGACAUCGGACAGGAGAGUUGAAGACAAGCAACCGCAGUACAAUAGCUUGUCGGACGGCACUCUCUCUGGCAUCGCUACUAAGGACAAUGAUUUGCGACAAUCGCAGAUGCCUGCGACAUCUGUGCCAUCUAAUGGCAGCCAGUCGAAGUACAAUACAUUGUCGGAUGGCACAUACUCAGGCAUUGCCACCGAGCCCUUCAACGACGAUAUUUCGCGCCAAUCUGAGGCGGACGCUCCAUCUACUCAGCACUCGCAGUACAACAAAUUGUCCGACGGUACAGACUCCAGCAUCGCGUCUGAUGCGAAGCAAACCACAACUCUGCCUAUCCGCACCCAGAAACCCGAGUCAGCUACGCGCGAGCAGCAGUCUCAGUACAACAAGCUUUCAGACGGAACCGACUCAGGUGUCACACGAGGAGAGCCAUUCGCCAGUAGCAUCGCGAACACUGAGGGCAAGAGCCGCGGUGUGGUAGCGCCCAUCAGCACCGACAUUCCCUCGAGCACCGCCCACAGCAAGGUCCAGGAUACCGGCCGCUCGUCUUCGGACUCUUCACACGGCGGACAGUACAAUGUCUUGUCCUCUGGUACCCCGUCUGGUAUCAAUUUAGAGACUAACGAGCACGCCCGGUUUCACCGUGGUCAUUAAAGGGUGACUACCUCUUAAUGAUCAUUUGAUAGUGUAUGAUUUGAUUCAUGUUGGGAUAGGGGUAUAUGAAAGCAAGUGUAUUUUGAUAAUGUUUAUAGUAGCAUGAUAGUAAUGAAAUGGCACGAUUCUAGUUCAUGGAAACCGACU
Molecule: messenger RNA, 3123 nt
Organism: Xylaria bambusicola
Lineage: Eukaryota; Fungi; Ascomycota; Sordariomycetes; Xylariales; Xylariaceae
Exons: 1
Coding region: 364-2976 (870 amino acids)
Source: RefSeq, a predicted model, not a curated record